AUGAGCAUCUGGUCGACACCGUUUCUCAGACGUAAUCAAGCCGCAAAGACGUCGAAAUUCCCACAAGAAUCCAAGUAUGCCCUGAUAAUUCUCAAUCAACCCUUCUCUACACCUUUAUUUCGCCAACUUUGGGACGCGAGCGAAUGGCGGUGUUGCGCCGACGGCGGGGCCAACCGCCUAUACGAUCUCGAGGGCAUAGUGGACAAGCGUGAAUGUUUCUUGCCAAACUUGAUCAAGGGGGACUUGGAUUCCGCAAGACCUGCAGUACUGGAAUACUAUGGUUCCAAGGGCGUGGCCGUGAUUCAUGACCGUGAUCAAGACAGCACUGACUUGAUGAAAUGUGUUGCUGCGUUGACGGAGAUAGAGACUCGGGAGAAUGUUCAAUAUGACUUGAUCAUCCUUGGAGGGCUCUCCGGGCGGCUGGACCAGACCGUUCAUACUCUGUCUUAUCUCCACAAGCUGCGGAAGCAGAGAAAUCGUGUAUUCGCGGUGACGGAUGAAAGCGUUGGUUGGGUUCUUGACACAGGUGAACAUACUAUUGAGAUCGAGCAUAACGCAUUGGGUCCCACUUGCGGUCUCCUGCCUGUUGGUAUCGGGGGUACCAUACUCUCUACCAGAGGCUUGAGAUGGAAUCUAUCUAAUACCCCGUCAUCCUUCGACGGCAUGGUUUCUACGUCCAAUCAUCUGGUACCCGGGUGUGACCAGGUGUGGGUGAAGACAUCGAAGCCUUUAUGGUGGACAGCUGAGCUUAGGCCGUUCUGA
Messenger RNA from Pleurotus ostreatus (oyster mushroom), 762 nucleotides. RefSeq lists its product as uncharacterized. The record is from RefSeq and is a predicted model, not a curated record. Gene Ontology annotation, molecular function: ATP binding; thiamine binding; thiamine diphosphokinase activity. The transcript is spliced from 6 exons. Lineage: Eukaryota; Fungi; Basidiomycota; Agaricomycetes; Agaricales; Pleurotaceae. Gene Ontology annotation, biological process: thiamine diphosphate biosynthetic process; thiamine metabolic process. The coding region runs from base 1 to 762 and encodes 253 amino acids.